UGAUAUGUUAUUACCAACUGAAUUUCUUUCUUUCUGUCUAGUGAUGUACUUGGUGUGUACACAGAUGAGAGUGGUACGAAACGUCACUGAACAUCCUUUACCCAUUUACCUUACAACAUCGAAUGAGAGUCAGAUAUUCGUUACAGGGUGGCACAAAGGUCAACCAUAUACCAAGGAUACCAAAGUGAAAAGCUUUAUUAGGUGGAUUAACACUCAAAACGAAGAUGAUCACAUGAAGAAAACUGUCAUUGGUGGAUAUUACCCUUUUCCACCAUUGCCAAAUACCUUUCUGGAAUACUGUCAAAACAAUAGAAAUAUAAAUAAAGUUGAAUCAGUCUUGAAAACCAUAAGUGAAAUGGAGAGGGAGCUUGAAGACUUGCACUACAGGGAGCACAGGCGCAUUGCUAUUCAGGGAAUAAUUAGUGUCAUAAGAUAUGUCAGCUGUAGCAGUGCAGCUCAAGAUGCCUCAGGAGUGGAACCAGUUCAGCCACCAUCUAAGACUACUGUAAAGGAUUCUAAGAUGUCCGCAGAGGAUCGUGUUAACAAGGGGAAAGACAGAAAAUGUGAAGACAAAGAAGAUCCCAAUUCACGGUGUGCUCCCCUUGAACAGCAUCACCAUGCAACUGUGUUAACCAGAAAGAGUCCAGUCAAGAGAAAGAUCAUGCAUUGUCUAGAGGUUGAACAGAAAAGGGACCUUGCUGUUCCUGUGUCUUCAUGCCCAUAUUUCACAAGAUCUGCAAGGAAAAAAGGCUGGUAAGUAAUAUGGACUUAA
Molecule: messenger RNA, 772 nt
Organism: Alligator sinensis (Chinese alligator)
Lineage: Eukaryota; Metazoa; Chordata; Crocodylia; Alligatoridae
Product: RPA-related protein RADX-like
Exons: 5
Coding region: 5-757 (250 amino acids)
Biological process (GO): regulation of DNA repair
Cellular component (GO): replication fork
Molecular function (GO): single-stranded DNA binding
Source: RefSeq, a predicted model, not a curated record